AUGGUCGACGAGCGGGCUGCGAUAGCUAUUACAGGGACACCCGCCGUCGCCACCGAGGUGCUCGAUCCGAUACCCGUCAAUUCACCCAUUCUCCCACCCGUCACAAUGCCGCCGCAACCCGCCCCAUCUCCUUGGUCCUCGCCCAUCUCGGUCGUGCCACUCAACGGGAACGGCUCUGCAGACUCCGCAGGACUGAACGGAAAUGGUGCCGGAGGUGGCCACGCACGGACAGGGGCCCAGGAGUUGGACGUCCCUCAACCCUCGGAGAGGACCAAGCGCUUCACGCCUGUACGCGCCCUCCACGUCGGGACGCUGUCAGUCCCUAAAGGAGUCAUUGUCACCGACGCUUCUUCUCCCCCCCUUUCUGAAUCGCCGCGACUUGGACCUUCUGAACGAUUUGAGGGCGUAGCUUCGCCCGCCGGUCAGAGUUCGCUUGCUCCACUUUCGCCUAGCCGACUUGGUCCGCCUGCGCCGCGCAUCGCGAGACGAAUGUCAAACAUUGAUCGUCGAGUCCGUUCGGAAGCGCUUCCUCCUCAGAAGCGACACAUGUCGAUCGCCAGCACCCGCCGCCCCUCCAUCCUCACAGGUGGGUAUGAGAGCAGCACGGACGGCGACUCAAAGAGCGAAGCAAAGGAGGGCCUGGAACCAGGCGGCGCAAUGCCUAGUCCGAGGCACUUGCGAGGCUCUGCGCUGCUCAACCAUCACUCGGCUCAUUUGACAGCACCUGCAAGAGGGCGACGUCGCGCACAGUCCCUCCUGGUUUCGCCACGCCCUCACGAAUCCUGGUCACCCUCUACUCCCCCGGCCUCUUCUCGCCGCACUUCCCGUUUCAUCCGGCCCAUCGUCGCCGGUUCACCCCUUCGCUCUCCUGCCGGUGGUCGAACCCCGACAGACUCAAUGUCGCGUGCUCCCAGCGAAGCCAUGUUGUUCUCACAAAUACCUUCACGCAUCUCUCGCAGCUUCAGUGGUGGAGGGCGUUCGCGGGAGCCGAGCGGAGGAGCAGGAGAGAACGACCGGGAAGGAGAGGAUCAGCGGAAAAUGGAACAACAGCAACGGGGCAACUCACUCGUCACAAAGUGGGGACACGGGCCACAACCCCCCAUCGUCCUGUCUGCCGACCAGAUUGAGAACUUGCUAGGUGGUGACGACGACUUCAGCUCUGCAAAGGCUCGCAUGACCAAACACGCUCGUCGACAAUCUUCAUUCACCUCGAUCGAUCCACCACAACUCCCGCUGUCACAGCCACAACCAACAUCCACCCCUCAAACCACUUCCUCAUCCACCUUCCUACAAAACCCUCCUUCCUUUGGCAUCACUCCUCCACCACUCUCCCGUCCCUACCUCGUCACUGCCCCUCCAGCCCUCACUAACGGCGAAUGGGCUGGCCGUGACCGCUCCGUUUCCAUCAGCUCGAGUGUCGGCACUAGCACCGCGGCUGGAACGCCCCUUCGCAUCGUCACUCCCCAUCACACACGCCGACGCGCCCUCUCCACCGUCACGCUCGACAGCGACGGUGGCCAUAUCCCCUUCACCCACCACGUACCAGCUGUCCUUCCAGAAGACGACGACGACGACGACGACAUCGAAGAGCAAGAACUGGUACCCGAGGACACAGGCGAAGUUACUGACACGCGUGUUGACGUAGACCGCACCGCGACAGCGACCCCCAACAACGGUGGCGAGGCGACGCCCAUGCUUGCGUCACUCAGUCCGAUGGUGGAAGACCGGACGCACGACCAGAAAGCGCGUCGGCGGAUCAGCGGGCUAUUUAGCCUACGCGGAAGGAAGCGUGACAUCUCGCCGCCGCCACCUGCCACACUACCACUUUUGCAAGCCACUCAUCCGCCGGUUAAGAAGCGCGCCGAGUCGGACGACCGGACACGUGAUCGCGACGCGGAGAUGCGCCGGGCUGAGCUCGCACGCCGCGAGGAAGAGCAGAUGGAGGAACAAAGGUACAAGGCCUUACUGCUCAUCAACGCGCAUCCCGUUUCACAGCGACGCGCCCAGCGUGCCGCCGUGCACCUCGAUGGGUACUAUGCACUCGUCGAUCACGGACUCGAGAACCCUCCAAAGCUCAACCUCCUGGCCAUCCUGCGCUGGAAACAAAAGAACCAAGCCCAGCAGCAGGCACGUGAGAAGUGGAUGCGCGAAACCGCCGACUCUUCGCAUCUCGCUUCACCUCCGCUAUGGCCCGGUGGACCUUCUGGCCCCGUUUCCCCGGCAUCAGAGGCCAUGCGCUCGCUCUCUCCAAGACAUAUGGGAAGUGCAUAUCCUCUCCCGCCUCACUCCAUUGCUUCCGCCACCUCGAAGCCUGAGCAGCAUACUGGCAGAAACUGGCAGUACACACUCGAUGACAUCCAGGGAUACAACAAAUCUGGGGGACGUGUUGACUUCUUCAUCCCUCCGAGCAUCCCUCCUCCUGAACCCAUUCCGCGCGAGAGAGCCCAGUCGUUCUCCAUCGGGUCCGAAGCCCAGCUCUCCAUGCCUUCGACGGAGUCAGCCACGGGCCACGAGAACGACGCGUCAAUCGUACCCGCACACCUUGUAUCGCCGUCAACCCCUUCUCUCACUCAGCCGGUUGAAUUCGCCGAUGACUUCACCGACUCGGUCGCAGAUGACCUGUCAAGAAGAGCGUCUCUCGAGCCUUCUCCAGGCGGGAUGGCGAGCCGUCGGGGGAUGUCGCGGCACCGCAGCCAUCACAGCACCAGCGGACUGCCCCCACCGCGACCGAUCCAGACGCUCCGCGCGCUCGGCCGGGGGGUGAAGAGCAAUCUCGUUAAUGCCAUGACCGCCGGCCCCGUCAUGACAGACAACGAGGACGAACGUCGCGGCGUAACAGCACCGUCAUGGACUGUGAACAGUUCGGCCAACGGUCAGCACCAACUGACGAAUGCCCACUCUCUGCGAGACAGCCGUGGUCUGUUAGGGCUACGACGCUCUCACGAGCGCUAUGACAACGGUGACUGGGCGGUCACAUCGGACGAAGACGCCCACCCGUUUCGCCGACGGUUCCCCAGACGCGCCCCUCGAGGAUUCGACAAGGCCCCUCGGCGCGUGGUAACGACAGUCGACGACGCGAACCCGUUAUUCGCACGAGCGGAACAGCCUGGCGACAACAAGCAAGCUUUGGCCCGUGAGCGCAGCAUGGCGGUCAAGUCCAAGCGGGCCGAGCUUGAACUCCAGGCCGAGGAGGAAAGGAGAGUUAUCGAGAGCGAGAUCUACGUACAGCACCAGAGGUAUGUACGCAUCGCUGACACGUCUGAUCCAAGAAACCUGCUGGAGGCGCAGCAGCAGUUGGUGGAAGUCGAGAGGGCAGAGGCGAACAUGGACAACGCCAUCACGCACUUCCUUGGCCAGCUCGACGACGUCAGCGGAGUGUUCCGCACGGCGGCGGACGUCGAUGUGCGGUUCGAGGGCCUUGAGGACCUGAGUCGCCCCGAGUGCCGGGCGUCGGACGACGAGACGGCGGACCAACUUAGUCCACUGGCCGUGGAAUCCGACAUGAAUGUCUCGGACCGGAACAGGUGGGUAUCUCCCCGCUCGCCGAUCCGCAGACACCUGCGCCCAGGACCCUCCACCGCUGCGUCUCAAGGUCUCCCGUCCUUUGCCUAUGGAUUGCAGGCCUGGCCGAAGCGAUCUACGCUGGACCCGACUCUGGGCGUGCUGAUCAACCCCUUCCGCCGCGUCGAGCUGUCGUGUCAGAAAGCCGAGACGACGUUGCACGACAUGGAGGAGCAACGUGUUUCAGCCACGCGCCAGAUCCAGGAGAAGGACGCGACGAUCAACGGCUUCAUUGCGCAGAAGGACGCGGUACUCAACUGGGUCAAGGACGCGAAUGCGAAGAUCGAUGAGGCCUAUAGACAGAGACGCAACAAGUCGCAGCUGGUCAGCAGCGGGUUUCUCGAGACAGUCCUGGUCCUCCCGGGUUUCGACAUGGUCACCGACUUUCUCGCGCGUGCGUUCCUCAUCGUGCUUUCAUACUUCAUCCGCCUACAACGUCUGUGGGCGUGGGCUCUUGGGCGAGGUUACCUCGCAUGGGCGAUAGUAGCUGCGAUCAUUUCCAUGCUCGUCGUCUUCUACCUCGUCGGCAGCGCGGGAAAGCUCGCUCUUUGGUACGGUCUCGGUGUGACUCUUGUCGCCACCCAUGACGAUGUGUCAUACAUCCGAAGUUUCUUCACUGCCGCUCAAGACCGUCUUGGCUCCUCAGAAGUGGUCAAGGUCGAGGUCGAGGAAGCCGCACCGCGGACUCCCCGCGCCAUUUAUGGUAUCAACCGUGCACACCGCGCAGUUGGAGGCAUGUAUCGGCCUCGUCUCAAUUGGCACGUUCCAGUCCAGGAUGACGGGACCCGUGUGUGCGUCUUUUGCCAACUAGAGUAUCGGCCCAGGAAGAAGGAAGGCGUUCUCUUGUCCAAGGAUGAAGCGAAGGUCUUCCCGAUUACCUCCACCUCCAACGCCGACAUCCUUGCGCACAUCAUGACGCGCCACCAAGACAUGGUGGGGAUGGUCCAUUUUCGAAAGGGAGCCGCCGACCUCUAA
Molecule: messenger RNA, 4536 nt
Organism: Cutaneotrichosporon cavernicola
Lineage: Eukaryota; Fungi; Basidiomycota; Tremellomycetes; Trichosporonales; Trichosporonaceae
Exons: 4
Coding region: 1-4536 (1511 amino acids)
Source: RefSeq, a predicted model, not a curated record